Messenger RNA from Aureococcus anophagefferens, 2163 nucleotides. RefSeq lists its product as hypothetical. The transcript has 6 exons. Gene Ontology annotation, cellular component: membrane. The record is from RefSeq and is a predicted model, not a curated record. Gene Ontology annotation, molecular function: voltage-gated monoatomic anion channel activity. The coding region runs from base 145 to 2163 and encodes 672 amino acids. Gene Ontology annotation, biological process: transmembrane transport; intracellular monoatomic ion homeostasis. Lineage: Eukaryota; Pelagophyceae; Pelagomonadales; Pelagomonadaceae.
AGAGAGAGAGCGUCUCCUUAGGGCAGCGAUGCGCCGCGCGACUCGGAUGAGGGAGUCGUCGGCGACGAUUGUCGGGGCAGCCGAACAUUCGAGCGCGACGGAGGGCGCCACUUUUGUGCAAAAGGACUAGCAGCGGCUCCGGAGAUGGCGGAAGGCGCGACGAAAAGCCUCGCGACGCUCCCGAACACGGUCUUUGGCGUCGCGCUGGGCCUCGCGGGCAACGGCGUCCUCGUCAAGGGCCUGGCCGCGGACCGCUUCUGGGGCGCGCGGCGCGGCCGCGCGGCGCUCUGGGUCCUCUGGGCCGCGGCGCUCGCGACGUGGAUAGCCCUCGUCGCGUGCCUCGGGGCCAAGGCGCUGCUCCACCGGCGCUUCCUCCUGCGCGAGUGGCGCCACCGGCGGCGCUGCUUCUUCUUCUUCGUGCCGCACGUCGCGCUCGUCGCGCUCUGCCUCGGCGCGCCGGACGGCGCGCGGGCCUGGUCGCCGCGCCUCUUCCGCUGGUGCUACGGCCUCGCGCUGGCGCUGCAGGUCGCGCUCUGCGCGCGGUCCUACGCGCGCUGGGUCGGCGACGACGGGCCCGGCGGCGAGCCCGCGGGCGUCGACCACGCGACGCCGCCCGACCCCGGGCGGGACGCGCGCAUCUCUCCUUCAACGCGAGUCGGCCGCGGCGACGUCGACGCGCGCUCGAGCGCUCCGACGCCCUACCUCCUGUCGACGGUGGGCUGGCCCCUGCUGUCGUCGCUCGCCGUCGACCUCGACAUCGAGCGCGAGUGGGGCGCGCCCCUCGCGGCCUGGACCCUGGGGCCGGGCGUCGCGAACGCGACGGCCCGCGGCGAGCCGUCGCUCUUCCUCCUCAUGGCGCCGCCGUCGGCGGCGAGCGUCGCCAUGGGCUGCGGCGCGGCGAGCGACGGCGCCUUCGGCUUCGCGUUCCUCCUCUUCGUCGUCGUGCUCCGCGUCGGGCCCGUCUUCCUGCGGCGGCCGGAGAUCCUCGGCGCCUACUGGGCCUACACGUUCCCCCUCGCGGCGCUCGCGACGGCGGCGACGCACUGCGCCAAGUGCGGCCGCGCGCCCGAGGCCCUCGCCUGGGCCCUGUCGUCCGCGGCGCUCGCCAUGGUCGUGCUCGUCGCCGGCCGCAUGGGCCUCCACGCCGCGCGCGUCGCCGCGGGCGCGGACUCGUGGCCCGACCCGCUCCUCGCGCCCCCCAAGGGCGCCGAGGGCGGGACCGACGGCGCGCGCGAGCCCCUCGGCGCGGCCUAUCGCGCGCCACUCGCCGUCCGCGAACCCACGCACCCGCCGUCGGUUGCCAUGUCCCUCGAGACGUGGGUGGGCCUCGCCCGCAACGGGCUCUGCGUCGUCAGCGACACGCUGCCGGAGCGCUUCGACCAGUUCGGGCGCUACGCCAACGGCAUGUCGACGAUGAACUACCUCAUCGCGCCGCUCCAGCUCGCCGCCGUGGUCUUCAACGUGCCCGGGGCGCUGGGCCUGCCCGGCGCGGCCCUCGCCUACGCCCGGGCGCGCGGCGCCGGCGCGGCCGCGGCGCGGUCGGCGAGCGACGUCGUCCGCGUCGCGGGCGCGCGGCGGCUCGAGGCCGCGUGGGUGGGCCUCUGCUUCGCGUUCCUCAAAUGCACGCUCGCCCCCGCCUUCCUCGUGCUCUUCCUCAACUCGUGCAAGCAGGCCGAGGGCUGGUGGGUCGAGCACGCGCUCCUCGCGAUGCAAGUGGGAUUAGCCGUCGCGCUCUGGGCCAUGCGCGUGGACCUGCUGGCCAAGUGGGGCCGGACGCACAACGCGAACGUCAUCGCGCUCAUCGAGCACGACGGAAACGACGGCGGCCGCCACUGCGCCUACGCGGAGGCCGUCUGCGACGCGGGCCUCGGCGGCUCCGGCGACCUCGCGGCCGAGGCGACGCUCGCCGCGCUCCUCGCGUUCGCGGAGCGGGGCAAGGCCGACUACGACCUCGACGUCCGCGUCUGGGUCCUCAACUGCGUCGCCUUCUGCGGCUACGCCGUCUUCCCCCUCACCUACUUCGGCCCCUUCGCCCGCGACCCCUUCCACGAGUGGUUCGGCAACUUCGCCGGCGACCUCGCCUGGACCGUCGAGCCCGCGCUCGUCCUCCUCGCCGCGUCCGCCGCGAAGACCGCGGAGAAAGCAUCGAAGAAGGCCGACUAG